Molecule: messenger RNA, 3444 nt
Organism: Hibiscus syriacus
Lineage: Eukaryota; Viridiplantae; Streptophyta; Magnoliopsida; Malvales; Malvaceae
Product: GPI ethanolamine phosphate transferase 2-like
Exons: 17
Coding region: 132-3056 (974 amino acids)
Biological process (GO): GPI anchor biosynthetic process
Cellular component (GO): endoplasmic reticulum membrane
Source: RefSeq, a predicted model, not a curated record
CAAAUAUGCAUUGGCUCUCAGGCUCAGCUCAUGGAAAUCUGUCUAUCCCCCCCUUCGGUUUCUGAAUUCCAUUCAAUUUAUUCAAAGAAAUUAGGGUUUUUGAACUCUUCCUAAUUUAAAAUCCUUAGAAAAUGACGCCUCUUACCUGCACUAAACUAUCUGUAAUCACCAUAACUGGAGUCAUAACUCAAAUCAUCGGCCUUUCCCUUUUCCUUUUCGGCUUUUUCCCCGUAAAACCGGCUCUUCCCGGCACCAGUGGCUCGGAGAGUUUUUACCCGCCAACAUGUGAUUUCGUUGGCAAUUUAAGCGACACGACAUUGCCGCCCGAUCAACUCAAAUCGUUAUAUCAAGAAUUGUCGGGGAUUCCUCCUUGGUUUGAUCGACUGAUUUUAUUGGUUAUAGAUGGUCUUCCAGCAGAAUUCGUUCUUGGAAAAAAUGGGAAACCCCCUAAUAAACAAUUUAAGGAAGCAAUGCCUUAUACCCAGUCAUUGCUAGCCAGUGGAUCAGCUAUUGGAUACCAUGCCAAAGCUGCCCCUCCAACUGUAACAAUGCCUCGAUUAAAGGCUAUGGUCUCUGGUGCAAUUGGUGGAUUCUUGGAUGUGGCGUUCAACUUUAAUACACAGGCUAUGAUGGAUGACAAUCUUCUUGGUCAGUUUUUCAAGAUUGGUUGGAAAAUGGUGAUGCUUGGUGAUGAAACAUGGAUUAAGUUGUUUCCUGGGCUAUUCAAAAGGCAUGAUGGUGUCAGCAGCUUCUAUGUGAAGGAUACCGUGCAAGUGGAUCAAAAUGUUUCACGACAUUUGGGAGAUGAACUUAGGAAAGAUGACUGGAAUCUUUUGAUACUGCAUUAUCUUGGAUUGGAUCAUGUUGGACAUAUUGGCGGGCGGAGCAGUUCGUUGAUGGUCCCAAAGCUUAAGGAGAUGGAUGAGGUGGUGAAGCUGAUCCAUUCAAGUAUUAAUCAAUCUCAAGGAAAUCGCCGAGGGCGAGCACUUUUGAUGAUAGUAAGUGAUCAUGGCAUGACAGAAAAUGGUAAUCACGGGGGUUCUACAUAUGAAGAAACUGACUCUUUAGCUCUUUUUAUUGGUCUGAGGAAACAUGCUGUUGACGAUACAUCAGUCAUUAACCAGAUUGACCUUCCACCAACCUUGGCUCUUUUAUUUGGCGUUCCAAUCCCUAAAAACAAUGUCGGUAUUCUUGUUAGAGAAGCUUUUGAUUCUCUAAAAGAGGACCAACAUCUGAGGGCCCUGGAGUUGAAUGCUUGGCAGCUACUCAGAUUGUUGCAUGCUCAGUUAUCAGGUUUACCAUGCAGAAAUUUCCCCUGUGAUGCAUUUUAUGAUCACCAGAGUUCAGGGUUGAGUGAGUGCAAUCAUACCACAGAGAACAUGCUUUGUUGCUUGUAUAUGGAAGCGGCAGCUCUAUACACCUCUUGGAAGUCUAAGAGGGGCUUUGAGUCCUCUAGCAACAAAGAUUACAGAAGUGCUGCAGCAGCAUAUUACAAGUUUCUGAAAUCUGCAAGUGACAGGUUAUCACGAAGAACAACUUAUAAACCUGUUAAGCUACUUGCACUUGGACUGGCAACAAUGUUUAUCUCCAGUGUAAUGUUAUCAAACCUGAUGUUUUGUCGGCUCAGAGAAAUGUACCAUGGAGGAAAGAAACAAGCCUUGAACUUAAAUGAUAGCAUGAAUGGUUGGUCUUCCGAUGAGACAUUCAUUGUCAGUGUUGUCUUAAUCAUUGUUACAUGUAUGACAUCAAGUUCUAUGGUAGAGGAGGAGCAUUAUAUAUGGUAUUUUUUUAUAUCCACAUUCUAUCUUCUCUUACUCCGUAAAGCAGCACAGUCCCUUUCAUCAGUUGGUUUGCAGAGUUCUUUUCUCCUGCAAAAAGGAAAAAGUGGAGAAGGUUACUUUAGAAUAUGUUGCGUCUUUCUGCUGCUUAUCUCUGGAAGGAUUUUGAGAGGCUGGCAUCAAGGUGGUGUAAACUGGACAAGUCUUCCUGACAUUUCUAAAUGGCUUGAGCAGGCUGGUAGUCAAUAUGUGAAACCACUUCAACUAAUAUCUGCCAUUCUGGUGAUUAGCAUAGGUUUAUUUGCUCUAUUUUCAAUAGAAUCCAAAGGAAAAUAUUUUCAGAUGAUUAGACUUAGUUUUCUGAUAUCUGGAUUGUUGGUUCUGCUGCAUAUCACAAAAUAUCAGGAUUUUACAGUUUCGUCAACUAAUUAUGGUGCUACAUUUUUGGUACAAAUAAUCUAUGCAAUCCUUGGUGCUACGACAAUUGGGACUGUGGUGGCCUUGCCAUGGCUUAUUCCUCUCUCAACCUCUAAGAUUUCACCUGCUGAUAACACCAUUUCACCUCCAUUUUUCCCUAGCAUUCAAGAGAAAUUCCCAUUGGUGGAAUUAAGAGAUUCUUUAUAUGUGAUUGGAUGGGCGUACAUAUUAUGUUGGUGUCUUCUGCAAUUGUUGCUUCAACAGCCAAUCAACACAACACCCAUAUUAUUGCUUCUUUUGCAAACAGUGGCCAGCGUGCUCUAUUUUGUUAGAAGUGGAACACAUCAUAAAGAAUGGGUAGAGAUUGCAGGACUUUACUACUUGGGAAUGGCUGGUCAUUUUUCUCUGGGAAAUAGCAAUACACUUGCUACUAUUGAUGUUGCUGGUGCCUUCAUUGGCAUAUCAAACCACUCAACGUUCCUGUCCGGCAUUCUAAUGUUUAUCAUCACCUAUGCAUCACCCAUGUUUGUUCUUCUUAGCCUUGUGAUGUACAUCUCUACAAAAAGCAUGGCCCAUCUUGUUAAACCUGAGAAAGCAAAUACUGGAGAUCUUCUCAUGAUGAUGCUUGGUUUUCCUUGCCUUGUACCACUGGUCAUAAAUUCAAUUCUGUUGACCGCAUACACAGUUGUAUUGCUGUUAAUGCAGAAUCAUUUAUUCGUUUGGAGUGUUUUCUCACCCAAGUACCUGUAUGUUUGUGCUACAACCGUAUGCACUUUGAUCGGCGUCUUUAUUGUUGCUGCAACCGGAUCUUAUACUUAUUUUGUACUGGCCAAGCGGAAGCAGAAAGCUUGCACAAGAUAGUCAAUAGCACCUGUAGCAGCCAGGAACCUGGGUUGUAUUUCUAGAAGCAGACGGCAAUGAUGGAAAUCAAGUUAGGUUUUUGCUUUCCAAAUUCCUCCAUAUACACAUUUGGUACUGUCCUGUGCAGGAAAAGGAAGCGGCUCCUGAUCUGCAAUAACACAAGAUAGUUGGGACUUGGGAGUAAAUGGCGAACAUAUAUAUCAGUUCCCAUUGUGUGUUUCAUUUAAUCAUUGUUUUAUAGUUUUAAUCUCCUGGGUACUCCUUUAUCUGUUCUUGUUGGAAUUUAACUUUGAUAAUACCUCGUAACUUACCAAAAUCUCAUGUAAAAGAAAAAAAAAUGAACUAGAAAUAUUAUUUUAUAUUCAAGGUGCGGUUUGCCUCUAUCGAA